This is a messenger RNA of Cinclus cinclus, 1806 nucleotides long. RefSeq names its product RAN, member RAS oncogene family (gene RAN). Lineage: Eukaryota; Metazoa; Chordata; Aves; Passeriformes; Cinclidae. The coding region runs from base 85 to 735 and encodes 216 amino acids. Gene Ontology annotation, cellular component: cytoplasm; nucleus. The transcript has 7 exons. The record is from RefSeq and is a predicted model, not a curated record. Gene Ontology annotation, molecular function: GTPase activity; GTP binding. Gene Ontology annotation, biological process: ribosomal subunit export from nucleus; protein import into nucleus.
CCGGGUAUUUGAACGGCGCUUCCGCCAUUUUCCCUGCGCCCGGCACGGAGCGAGUGAGCGGGAGAGCCUCGGCUGAGACCCAGCAUGGCCGCCCAAGGAGAGCCCCAAGUGCAGUUUAAGCUUGUUCUGGUUGGUGAUGGUGGCACUGGUAAAACAACAUUUGUAAAGCGUCACUUGACUGGUGAAUUUGAAAAGAAGUAUGUAGCAACGCUGGGUGUUGAAGUUCAUCCUCUGGUGUUCCAUACUAACAGAGGCCCUAUUAAAUUCAAUGUAUGGGACACAGCUGGCCAAGAGAAGUUUGGUGGCCUGCGUGAUGGCUACUACAUCCAAGCUCAGUGUGCCAUCAUCAUGUUUGAUGUAACAUCAAGAGUUACUUACAAGAAUGUACCUAAUUGGCAUAGAGAUCUGGUACGAGUAUGUGAAAACAUCCCUAUAGUGUUGUGUGGCAACAAAGUGGAUAUUAAGGACAGAAAAGUCAAGGCAAAAUCCAUUGUGUUCCAUAGGAAGAAGAAUCUGCAGUAUUACGACAUUUCAGCUAAGAGUAACUACAACUUUGAGAAGCCUUUCCUGUGGCUUGCUAGGAAGCUAAUUGGAGAUCCCAACUUGGAGUUUGUUGCCAUGCCUGCGCUUGCACCUCCUGAAGUUGUUAUGGACCCAGCACUGGCAGCACAGUAUGAGCAAGACUUACAGAUUGCUCAGACCACUGCACUGCCAGAUGAAGAUGAUGACCUGUGAGGGAUGAAGCUGGAGCCCAGCGUCAGAAGUCUAGUUUUAUAGGCAACUGUCCUGUGAUGUCAGUGGUGCAGCGUGUUUGCCACUUUAUUAUCUAGCUGAGCAACAUGUGCUUAAUUUUUGGGAUGCUGAAAGAGAUGAAUGGGCUUCGGAGUGAAUGUGGCAGUUUAAAAAAAAACCCAAAACAAAAUGAAAAAAAAAAAAACCACAAAAAAACCUUCAUAUUUUGGACCUGCAUAUUUAGCUGUUUUUUGGACUGCAAUUACUUCCCCCUUUUGAGUUUCAAAGAUAAGACUGCUGCAGUCACAUCAAGUGUUAAGUGGAAAAUCUUGUUUCUGUCAUUCCCAUUCUUUUGUUUAGGUAAUAAAGUUGUAUUUCAAUUAUCUCCAAGCAAGUGAACUUUCUUGCAUUGUUAGGAAAAUUAUUCAGAGUGUCUUCUGUUCUUCAUUUGAGGGUAGUACUUGAUUGUCUGCUACUGUAUUUCUCAUUCUGUUUUCCUUCCUGCUUCUCAUGCUAUGCUCCUCUUGCUAAUUCAGAGCUAACAGUUCUCCUUUCCUUUUUGUUGGCACUGGAGCUGAGCUGCAGGCAGAGCCCAGCAGUGAGCACAGCCUGCAGCUCUGCUUGCACAUGCUGCAGUUGGACACAGCCUCAGCUCCCCCUGUCCCACAGGUACCUGCAGCUCUGUGCUUUUAGCAGCCAGAGGCUGGUGGCACCCAGGCCUGUUGUGAGCAUCUUCAAAUUCACUGACCAGAGAACAACCAUGCUUUGAGAUGAAAUGCUCUUGCCUUCUCGAUGAUAUAUAAACUGAAGCCCCAGUGAUUUGAACGUCUAGACUUUACUGUAACUGCACCAAGUUCUUAAUUUGAAACUGGCUUAUUACAGCACAAAUGGUGGAAAAUGUCAACUUUUAACACUACCUUGUAGAGAUGAAUCUUGGUCAAUAUUAGUACUGCUAGUAAGCAAAACUUAAGUUUAGGAUUUUUUUUUUCAGUAGUGUUGGAGUACAUGAAGUCUUGAACUCUUCAGUUUUUGUAUUUUUGGUUUCUUAAUAAAGUGGAGCAUUUCAUUUAUUCC